UCACACAAACAGCACAGCAGAAUCGCUCCAGUGGCUUUUGUCGGAAUUAACAGGUGUGAAUUAAACACCAUUAGUUAUUUAGUCAGUCGACUGUGUCGCCGUAAUUUUUUUUAAGAACUCGUUAGCUGUUAAUUUAUCACCAGUAUCGUGUUUAAUUCGACGCUUCUUUGGGAUGAAAUGUCUCAGUCGGUAACUGCUGUGCCUUCGCCAGAGCUGCGCGAGAGCCUGCAGGUGUCCAGUCUGACGCUGUUGGUCCUCGUGCUCAUUCCCUGUGUAGUUCUGCUGCUGCUGUUAAACUGCCUGUUGCUGGGAUACAAACUGCUCCUGUUCGCGAGGAGAAAGAGAGCGCGCUACGGUUCUGAGAGCAUGCUCUUGCGUUCGUCAUCGUCGCUGUCCACGCGCCAGAGAAUUGCCCGUUUUACCGACGACCCGUCGUUCGGCCCGGUACGGAAAACGAAGUAUGCGUCCGUUUCAGAGCCGAUGUUGGCGCCGCCGAUCACGUCGUCCCUCACGUCAUCUGCAGAGCGGAGGGCUGCGUGCGGCCAGCGCUGCAGGUCAGAGGCUCUCGCGCGCCCGGACGGGGCUACCUAUGCGGGCUCAGGGUCGCUGCGCGUGCCGAGCACGAUGCUGGGCGCCAGCGGGUCGCGCGCUUGGCGGAGGAGCGCCCCGGUGCUUUUACAGUCCAGCGACUCGGAAAUGGAGCGCGAGAAUGUCGCACCGCCAAACUCUCCAGAGCAGCUCGUGACUCAGAGCAGGCACGGUUCAUUACCUGUGAUGAUGCGCAGGAGUAGCACUGUAGAGCUGGAGCUGGUCUCUCUCGAUAAGGUCCACAUGGAAGGCGAACUCGUCAGCAGCAUCCCACAAGAGACCUCAUGCUUCAUAGCAUCCGCGAGCUCCUCAGCUGCCGGACCUGGCCUGGACAGUGACUUCGGUGCCAGUGCAGGUGUGUCUUUGCGCAUCCUGUCGGCGGACAGUGACGGUUUUCCAGGGGCAGCUUGGGCAUCUGGUCUUGAAUGGGAUUAUUACGACCCUAGUUACGUCACGCAGAACCACGUUCCCAAACACAGACACCACGCACCGCCCAUCACAACCAAACAGUACUGGGUCUAACAUGCAUCACUCUUCAGAUUGCAGCUGAAGAAUAGUUUUAAGCCCUUUGACACACACACCCCCAACACCUUAUCCACAUGUAUACUUGCACAGUUCACGUUCCUAAACUGCAGUAUUUUUUUGUUUUUGUUUGUUUAAGAGAAUCACCCACUUGUUCAUGUGUUUAAUCACAUAUAUUUAAUAUGCACUUGUCUUCCACUGUAUGCACUCAUUAUUGUAUGUUAUUGGUUUGCAUGUAUUUUGUCAUUCUCAUCAGGCUCCUGUAGUUUGGGCCUUAAAGCACAUUUAUUAACACUAGCACCUGAAUACAAAAUUCUUUUCUUGCCUUGUACAGUUGACACUGUGUACAUCACCUUUAAUUUAUUGUCUAAAUAAAACAUUUUAUACUAUU
Messenger RNA from Pangasianodon hypophthalmus (striped catfish), 1501 nucleotides. RefSeq names its product huluwa (gene hwa). NCBI's taxonomy places the organism in Eukaryota, Metazoa, Chordata, Actinopteri, Siluriformes, Pangasiidae. The record is from RefSeq and is a predicted model, not a curated record. The coding region runs from base 178 to 1110 and encodes 310 amino acids. The transcript is spliced from 3 exons.